GAGACCUGUUUUCAUACAGUCUACGGUUGGUUGAGAGAGACGUCACUCGCGCAGUUAUCUAUUUAUGAUAUUUACCUUAUAUCUUAUCGGUUGCUUAAUAGCAUCAUAACCUGACAAGUUUUUACUCUGUCAGCAGAUAACUAGUUAUCUGUAACAAAAGAGAGUCGGUGGGUGAAAAAAAAAACCCGCCUAAACUGAGGGCAACAUGAACUGGGUCGGAGGAUCUAGGUUUGUGCUAACUUGCUAACUUUAUUGAAACUCGCUAAUAACUGACAUUACUUGGCUGUAAAGUCAACAUUUCAAGGAGGAGCAGGUAUAUGAAAAGCAAAGAAGACACAACAAAACAAAGAGCGUUUUUUCAAAAGCAAAGGAUGAAAAGAAAGUCAAAUACUGAGGAGUCUCCCAAAGGAUACAACCCUGACAAUAUGGAUCUGCUGACAUUAUUCAUAGUAAACCAGAUUUCAUCAAAGAAAGAGCAAACAGAAAAACCGAAAACAAACCUUUUGACUGGUGUGAAAAGAAGCAAAAGAGCUCUGAAAGAACCCUCGGAGUUACCUAUGAGCCCUUGUUCUCCUUCAAAUCUGAACCUAGUUACCAGUCAGCCACAGUACUGUAUUGAUACACCUGGUUAUAAAGUCAGAAAACAUCGUCUCUCUGAAGAAUUCAAGUUCACGCCCGUAAGGAUGACUAAAAUGCUGUCUCCUUUGCUUGAAUCGAACCUGUCUGAUGCCAGUGGCUCAGAAAAUCAACCGCAACCGCCCUCAACAUCAUCUGGCUCUUCAGAUCCAACCCAACCCAAACCUGCACAACACUUAUCCUCUUCUCUGCCAACUCUGGAGAAUCUCAGCAGUAUGAAGAAAACUCCUCAGUUUGUCUCAUUCUCUAAACCAACAAAGCUGGCUAAUCCAUGGCCAAAUGAAGCUCUCCUGCAAGAUGUGUCACACAACAGCUCAGCAGCUGGAAAUCAGUUUGAGAGCACGUUACCAAAAAUCUGUUGCAGCCCAGAGAGGGGAGAGCAUUCAGAGGCCUCAGGUUCAUAUCCACUCAACCCUUUAAAGAGCACUGAAGAACCGGAGGAGCCACUGUUCAUAGAUUUUAAGAACUUAGAUUAUAAAGUGAUCGACUCAAUGAAUCCUUGUGACAGAUCACAAAACAUGGACAGUAAUGGCCACCUCUCAACACAGGGAUUUGUAUGUACUGACAGUAACACAUAUUUUUCAGCAGGUGCUGAUGGUAGCAGCGUCUUUGUGCAUGUUGGAAAAUCUCCAAGAGGAGUUCAUCUCAGCUCAGAUGACACAGAAGCACAAAGGUGCGAUGGGACUCUCCCAAUAACUUUGGAAACAGGGACACAAACAGGAGCGUUAUCUUACCGAGAUGUGUCAGUUCAGUGCUCACUUAUUCACCACCCUUUCCCUUCUGCUAAGAAAACCAGCGCCUUUACCACAAGGUGGCAGUAUUCUAAUUUUAAUCAGUUGCUUAAUCCAACAACACAUACUUCUCCAAAAAAUGGGCACAAAAAAACAGGAAACAUGCCUUCAGGGGCAUCAGCAACAAACCAGCAGGUGCAGAGACAUCCAAAAUCACAAAUGGGCUUCUCCUUCCGCAAGCUUCAUAGUCAGAAGAGCAUGAAAAGAGAUCUGACGUCAGCUUCGAAACAUCCUUUCUGCAACGCCUCAGAACAGAAAAAAGAGGAAAGCAGGAAGAAAAUAGAAAAAUGUGACUACCCUCGGUUGGGAAAUGUGACGCGAAACCCUGUUAAGGACGUCAGCCAUGCAGGAGAGUUCAUGAAAGAGAUGAAGAGGUGUAGAACUUCACAGCAGAGAAAGGUGUGAACUCGGUUUCUACAGAAAUGAAAAAAAAAAAAAAAAAAACUUCCAAGAUGUUGCUGACGUUGAAGCAGAGAAAGGA
Molecule: messenger RNA, 1908 nt
Organism: Cyprinus carpio (common carp)
Lineage: Eukaryota; Metazoa; Chordata; Actinopteri; Cypriniformes; Cyprinidae
Gene: redic1
Exons: 13
Coding region: 318-1832 (504 amino acids)
Source: RefSeq, a predicted model, not a curated record